UGUUCAUGUUAAAACUGAGUCGUUGGAGGGAAGCUGCGCUGCCGCACCGUCUUCAUUAUUCCCUUAUUUUGUGGCUCAGUUUUAUUAUUACAGUGUUGUUGGAGGGUGAGUCAAGUGUACAACACUUGCUGCAUCACCCGGGGACGAGGAUGGCUUACGCAGCCUACAACCUAGCACCUCAGUGGGGUUUGCUGGGCUUUUGCAGUAUCAAAACUGAGGAUGUACAGUUAGUGGAGUUGAAGUCGGUGUCAACGCAGGUGACCAUCCGUGGCUUCGUAGCACAAGUGAAUGCCAAGCUAACAUACUAUAACCCUGGCUCUGAGGCUCUGCAGGUUCACUACCGGCUUCCAGUUGAUGAGAGUGCUGCCGUGUAUAAAUUAGAAGCUGAAAAUGUGUACAAAGAGGCUGUGAGUGCUGGAAAAACAGCAGUCUUAGCUAGACAGGAUGAAAAUGCAUCAGAUGUGUUGCAUCUGGACCUUGGCAAUCUCCCUGCAGAAUCAGAAGCUGAGCUCAACAUCAGCUGUAUAAUGGACUUGAAGGUGCAGACUGAUGGUGGAGUGAACUUUGUGCUGCCAACAGUUCUUAACCCUCGGUAUAGCCCAUCAUCCACUUCAGAAAAGUCCAGUGGAGAUGAAAAGAUCACAACACAGCUCGCAAACACGGCUAGCUCCGAGAAGAGUCAUAUGAGAUGCAUAUUCAUGGAGGUCUGGGUGACGCAGGAUGGUGGCUUCAAGAGUGACCAUGACUGGAGUCUCCUGAUCUACUAUGCUAAUCCCUACAAGACUCACAUAAUCCGUGAAACUGGUGACCGCUCUACCACCGGACUAAUGAAAGACGAUCUCAUCAUGAUCAAUCUUUUUCCUGAGGUUCCAUCUAAUAGUUACUCCAACAAAAAUGAGAUCAUUUUCAUAAUUGAUCGUUCAGGAAGCAUGGAAGGAGAGAAUAUCCAGAGUGCUCGAGCAACACUGCUGCUCUUCCUCAAGAGUUUACCCAUCGGCUGCUUCUUCAACAUAGUCAGCUUUGGCAGUACUUUCUCUUGGCUUUUUUCUGAUGGAAGCCGUGAAUACAACAAAGAGAGUUUAGCAGAAGCUUGUGAGCUGCAGAAAAGUUUAGGUGCUGACAUGGGAGGAACAGAGAUUCUUCGUCCAUUUCAGAGCAUUUACUCAAAACCUCCUCAACCUGGAUAUUCAAGACAAGAUUUGAACUUGGGUCCUUUUGGUUAUGAGUUGAAUCCUCUCCUACUGAACCACAAAACAAUUGAGACUAAGAAAAACCAUAUUAAUAGAAUUUCUGCUUACACUAAUUUACACAACCUUAACUCUGGUAUUAGGUUGCACUUUGGUAUCAGAGUGCAGUCAAAACUAGUAGGAUUUCAAAUGGUUAUGCAACAAGACAAACUUCAACAUAAAGUAAUGGGAUUGGUCAGCUCUAUGGUACAAGAGAGUGUACAGAAUGUAAGGGUCACUUUUGAGGUGGAGCCCACCAGCAGAGUUGCACUCAUCCCUAAAGUUCCACCUGUUAUCUUCGGUGGUCAGCAUCUGGUGUUAUAUACUAGGCUGCCUCCUACUACCACUGUGAAGGGAAUAAGCAUCAAGGGCAACAUUGGAUCAGCCGAGCUGAGUGUUAGCGUUCAGGGCAGUGAUGUUGUUACUGUUCAUGACACCGAGAUGAGUCUUCACCGCCUGGCAGCACGAGCACAGAUCAACCAGUGGCAGCUGGAUGAAGAAGGUUGGUGUCUGUCUUCUUAGUUCUCUUAUUAAGUG
Cherax quadricarinatus is the source of this 1763-nucleotide messenger RNA. NCBI's taxonomy places the organism in Eukaryota, Metazoa, Arthropoda, Malacostraca, Decapoda, Parastacidae. The record is from RefSeq and is a predicted model, not a curated record.